UCCGUCCCGCGCGUGAAACGCAGCGCACGACAGCCGAGCACCCAGCGGGGCAUCGCAGGUAUCGUGUCCGCAGACCGUCACCCGAGUGGAGGCGAAAGACGCGCACAGCACCUCCGGCACAUCGAGGACCAUGGAGAGCGCAGGCAACGGCUCGGACGCGGCUUACCGGAGCCAGCUCCCGGUGCUCCACAGCAACAGCAGCUUCUGUCUGAACUUCACCGACGGCAACAACAACACGAGCUUCGCGGAGGCGCGAUGCGACGCGGAUCGCGGACUGACCGGCAGCCUGGACGACGACGCCAACCCGGUUAUCAUAGCGAUUGUCAUCACCGCUCUCUACUCCAUAGUGUGCGUGGUGGGGCUGGUGGGAAACGUGCUGGUUAUGUACAUCAUCGUCAGGUACACUAAAAUGAAGACCGCCACCAACAUCUACAUCUUCAACCUCGCCCUGGCCGACGCCUUGGUCACCAGCACGCUACCUUUCCAGAGCGUCAACUACCUGAUGGGGACCUGGCCGUUCGGGGACGUGCUGUGCAAGAUGGUGAUGUCCAUCGACUACUACAACAUGUUCACCUCUAUCUUCACGCUCACCACCAUGAGCAUCGACCGCUACGUCGCCGUGUGCCACCCAGUCAAAGCGCUGGACUUCAGGACGCCGCACAAUGCCAAGAUAGUCAACGUCUGCAACUGGAUUCUCUCAUCGGCCAUCGGGCUGCCCGUCAUGUUCAUGGCCUCCACCGCUGUCACUCCCUCCAGCAUUGUUGACUGCAAGCUGAUUUUCCCCCACCCAUCCUGGUACUGGGACACCCUGCUGAAGAUCUGCGUGUUCAUCUUUGCCUUCAUCAUGCCCGUCCUCAUCAUCACCGUCUGCUACGGCCUCAUGAUCCUGCGGCUCAAGAGCGUGCGCAUGCUGUCGGGCUCCCAGGAGAAGGACAGGAACCUGCGUCGGAUCACCCGCAUGGUCCUGGUGGUGGUCGCCGUCUUCAUCAUAUGCUGGACGCCUAUCCACAUCUUCGUCAUCAUCACGGCUCUGAUCAAAAUCCCCAGUUCCACGCUGCAGACUAUCACCUGGCACUUCUGCAUCGCCCUGGGCUACACCAACAGUAGUCUGAACCCGGUUCUUUACGGCUACCUGGAUGAGAACUUCAAGCGCUGUUUCCGUGAGUUCUGCACCCCGAGUCCAUCGGUGUUGGAGAUGCAGAACUCGUCCCGGACCGGAGCCACCAGCCGCAAGCUCCCCCAGCGUGAACAGAACAGUGCAAACACAGGAGAAAGGUUCAAUCAACAGGUAUGACUAGCCUUGGAGGGGUCGUCGGUGGACUCCCGCUGUUGUGGCGGCGUCGCCAACGACGAUCUCAACUCAGAGGUCACGCAGGUCACCACGGGGCUCUGACCGCACACACACAAACCACACAAACAACACAAACAAACGGGAUAUGACUGAGACUCAAUAGCACAGACCAUUCUGACGAUGUAUGGAAAGCUUGACCGCAGCGCUGCAUCAGAUCACUCACUGCAUGGCUGUGCAAGGCUUUUACUGUUACUGACACGGAUACAGACAUGUGUAGAGCUAGACUAAACAGAAAACCAAGCAUCAUUACAAUAACAUAGCCUCAUGAGAGAAGAAGUUGUUGCACUAAAUUGUGCAUUAAUGCGACUGCAACUUUUUAAAUUAUUUUCAUUGUUCAUAUGCCUUUAAAGACUAUAUAGACAGAAUAUGUGCAGCAAAGAAAGACAGCUGUAGACAGAUCUAUAAAACUCUAUUAUGAUGUUGCUUUGUUCUCUCUGCUCUGUACAAAGUUGCCUCAUUGAUCUGCGCCUCCUGUCCGAACCCUCGUCCUAAUUCUAUAGGUUUUAAAAAGAAGAUCAAUUAAUUGUUGUGUGUUUGUGUUUGAGUUCCUUUCACUUCACGCCAAUCUGUCGCUUUUCCUCCCGAUGUUUUCUUUUUCAACUGUUUGCACAUGUGAGAGGACAGUUUAGGUUUAGUUUAUGUGGAUUUACAGCAGUUACUGGUAUGGGAUCUAAUCCCAUUUUGGACUGUUUAUUGCCCUUUAUGUCUUCUUUCCUUUCCUUUCAUUUCUUCUAUAUUUAUCUUGUCUCUGUAAAGACCUUUUCUACCCUCUUGUUGGACUGUACAGCACCGUAUGUUCUCUCUGCUGAAUUUGACAAACUUCUGAAUGUACAGAAGGAAAACCAGCUGUGUUCAUCACACUGGAUCCUUGUGCUGAACUGUGGAUCAUCUAAACCAGCAAAGAAGCCGCAUCGGCCUGUGUGCACAGAGCAUGCUAUUGUGGCAUGUAGUGCAAACAUAUGGCACUACCAGUGUAUGAUUAACUACAUCUUAACAGCCAUUACACAAGGUAUGGGCUUAAAUGGAGUGACGUGUGAGCCAAGCAGGAUUGUACAUGUGUGUGUAAUCAUUAGAAUUGCUUGUGCUUACGUGUUGUGCUGUAUGCUAUAUUUGCCAGUUGCCUUUACAGUAACUCUCCUCAAUAUUCUGUGAAUCAGUAUUUUUUUUAAAUGAGCUGUACAGCUGAACAUGAUUGUAUUCGUCUCUCAUGUAAAAUACUGUAUGCAUUGUGUUGCUUUUUUAUAAACACGAAAUCAUGAAUUUGCCGGAAGAGAAUUCGAUGGACCAGCAAGUCAUCGUGCUUCUGAACAGAAGUUUUGUCAUAUUGAAUCUGCCUUGUUGACUGAAGAGAUGUCUAUUAAUCAGAAAAUAACGUGUGUAAAACCUUUAAAUUGUGAAUUCUAACAUGUAUGCAGAGUUUAACUUCAUAGACUGUUUCAUAUGUUUCUUUGUUUGUUUGGACUGAAAACUUAAUGUUUGAUGAUGUCUCAGUCUAUUUUUGGUAUUACUGCUUUCCGUAAGUUUUGAAGGAAAAUACAGUAGAUUGUUGUUAUUGUUUGCAGUCAGGCCGCCAGCUACCGUGACAGAAAAAUUUGGCUAAAUUAAAAUAUUACUUAUCACAAAAACAGCAGCCGAGUUUGGCCCGUGUGUGGCAUCAAACAUCACAUGCUGAAUUUGAUGUGUCAUCUUGCAAAACACAUUAUGUGCACGAAACAAAUGUUGAGGAGCCGGUUGUCACUUUCUUAUGCUAUGUAAUGCAUUUCAGGCCAAGGAAGAGGAAAAGCAACAGUCUAAAAUAUUCAGCACGAAGGUCCUGAGUUUGUAUGUUUUCAUGUUUCUCUGUGUGCUCUUAAAGGUCUCGAAAAGCUCUAAAAUGCCCCCCCCCCACCCCCCCAGCUAAAUGGGGUUAUUUUCGAACAAAUGGUCUUACAUUUUUCCUGAGCAUAGAAGUAAUACUAGGAGCUAAUUAGUUAAUUUCCUCCAUGGAUCAUUAAAUAGUGAGGGUGCUGGUUUUUUGCCCAGCAGACAUUCAGCUGUAGCCUCAGUCUUCGAGCACGGUGCUCAUGUAGUUCAUAUUUAAGUCCCGAUUUACAGGAUUCUCAUUUUAGAACGAGCCAGCUGGCAAUAUUAAAAAGUCAGCCAGAAACAGUGUUAGUUAGUUAGUCAGCUACAGCUGUUAAAAUAUUCCAGUUGUCACUUAAACAGUCGCAAACAGUCACUGCUCGAUAUGAGAAGUCUACUUGAGAUUAACGGGAAUAGCACAGUAACUUGCUGGGGUUGAGGCUUGUCAGGCUGUAAAUCAUGAUAAUGAUAUUUAAUCAUCAUGAAAUAAGAAAAUGAACAUAACACACAGAGAGUGACAUUUGGCUUUAAUGUAACCUGAAGAUCAUGUUGCUGCAGAAGCAUUUGAUGACCAUACUCUGAGGAUAAUCUGUAAUAAAAUCAAUGUGAUCUGUUAACACGCCAACACCAAACUAUUUGCUUGUUUUCUGACUCGAUCAUGAUUUAACUCGUAUUCUAUUCUUGAAAUGGCAUUUCUUGUAAUCUGAUGUACAAACGAUAAUUUUUCAUUUAUGGAUGCCACAACACGAUAUAUAUAA
Molecule: messenger RNA, 3951 nt
Organism: Chelmon rostratus (copperband butterflyfish)
Lineage: Eukaryota; Metazoa; Chordata; Actinopteri; Chaetodontiformes; Chaetodontidae
Gene: oprm1
Product: opioid receptor, mu 1
Exons: 6
Coding region: 131-1294 (387 amino acids)
Biological process (GO): sensory perception of pain; neuropeptide signaling pathway; G protein-coupled opioid receptor signaling pathway
Cellular component (GO): membrane; neuron projection
Molecular function (GO): beta-endorphin receptor activity; G-protein alpha-subunit binding; morphine receptor activity
Source: RefSeq, a predicted model, not a curated record